GGUACCCAGCUGGAUUUUGGCAUUGUAUGUGUGCUCAUAGUACAGUUCACACUCCUGGGAGCUGCUGUUCUGUUUGCAGCUCUCCUGUUUUCUCCAGGUGAGCUGGAGUCUCAUUACACUCUCCCCACAAAGUAGGAAGAAGGAAGAUUAGUAAUUUAACUGAAAGAAAUUCAAAGAAAACCCAUGGCAGUGAUGGGAACAGGAACUGCAAUGCUACCUUUUGUCCACAGUGACAGCGUGGGGCACAGCAUUGCUGGGGGUGAUACGGGAUCCAGGAAAGCACUCAGCUCACCAAGGAAAGAUUUGGGGCCAGUAUGACUAUCUGUAGGAGCCAUAGGUACAAGGUUGCAGUUAUCUGUCCCAAACAGGAAGAGCAGCAUGUAUUUGAAGGAGAACUCCUGGAUUUGGCUUUCAUAGCCCUGGCAAUGCUCUCUCUUUAGAAUGAGAGCUUGUUCCAAUUUUUGCAUGGAAGGGAGAGCUUAUUCUCUUGGGUUUGCAUGGUUGCUGCCAACCCAUAGCUGGAAAAGUAACACCUGUGAUGAGGAGGAAGAGGCACUUAUGCCUGCUACUUGCCUGGGUGAAGCAGACCCCCCCCAUGUACCUUCUGGAACAAAACACAUUCAUGGCAUUGAUGCUGGGAACGCUACUGCCCUGGGGGUAACCUCAGUCACUGGUAUCUCUUUCCAGAGGUUUGUAAUGCUGCCUGGGGAGCUGGGGUGGGGACAAAGGUCUGUCUGUUGGUCAUUCUGUGAGAGGAAUGCUGCUCUAUUGUCAACAGUGAGGACUGGUUCUUGAUUUCUGAUGAAUAGUGGCUGGGUUGUAAAUAGUAGAAAUCCGCACUGUCUGUUUGCUUAGACCUAGAAGACUAAUUUAUUGUUCUUUCCUCUUACAAAGCCAGUCUUGGAACCUAUUCCUCCCAGCAAAGGAGACAGAUACUCUUACGCAAAAGGUGUUUAUAACUUUCCAUUAAUCAUCCAGAAAGGGUUGUCAAACAGGAAGGUUAGGCGGUUUAAAUCUCCAAGUUAGGCAGUUUAAGUCUCCAAAUUGCUGACUCUGAAAGCACAAAGUGAAAGUUUAAUUUGAAGUAACCUUUAAUGGAACAAACUGUAACCCAUUCUUGUCCUUGCUCUGUGCUCAGCACCAGGAGGUAACAUGAAAAGAAAUGUCCCAUCGGUCUGUUUUUUGCCUUCCCACCCUUACGUGAUUAUUUUUUUGUUGGAGCUUCCAUCCAGAGUUACAGAGGGAACACGUAAGCACAGGACUGUCCUCUAGGCACGUAAUUUCAGUCUAAAAACAUCAUCGUUCUCUCAGACAAAGGAAUGUGUUUUCAUGUUAGGCCUUCCUCACACACCCAGUCGCUGACAUUUUCCAAGAAACUCUGAGAGUGAUACCUGUGAACAGAAAACUUCAGAGAACUGCAAGUCAGCUUUGCCCGAGCUGUACAUUUGACAUGGGAAGACAAGUGUAUGGACUGCGGGGACUGCUAAGCCUGCCAGGGCCAGGUCCUUGUUACAGUGUUUUUGUAGACUUGAGGGUUCAGUCAGUCUCCGGGACUGACCGCCUCUCUGCACUUUGGCAAAGGGAGCUGUGUGUCAUGAUAGCCUGAAGAAUUUUGCAAAGAAAACCCUCUGUGGGUAUUAGAUCCAAUUGUCCUCCAUUACUUGCAAGCAGUUUACCUGCAGGAGUCUUACACAGGUCCCAGUAGCACAAGAAAGGUUUCCACUCCUAUGCUGGUGACGAGCCUUGGGCAAUUGGUAGAUAGGGAUGUGGUGGUAUCCUGCUGGCUUGCAUGAUGUUAUUUCAGACCAGCUGGUCCUUCUGCUUAUGAAGACAUUUUCAAGACAGACAUGCACAGUGCUGCAACAGUAAAGAUACGUGUUUUUCUCAGGACAAAUUUUCUUGCUGAUAAAAAAUAAAAGUAGAAAAUGAUGAGGAUGGGCUUUGAGAGGCAAGAGGGGGACUUAGUCCCCAGAUUGGGAAAACAGGAAAAUGUGAGAAAGCUGGAGGGAAAAAUGCAGCUAGAAGAAGAGACUGUGGAAGACCUGGAACAGUCCCCUCAGCAUGGAACACUCCAGAGAGGGUGCAUCUAGGGCAGGGCAUCAUAGGGCAUCUCUCCUUUCUCAGAGGAGGCAAACCAGUGACACAGCUGUGCUUGUACCUCCAUGCACGAGUGUCUGGUUUGUCCCCAGAAGACCACAGAAGUACAGAAGUUCUUGGCUUUUCCAAGGCAGAAGGCAGUCCACAGGAGUGCACUGACCACAGGGGGUUCCACAUCAGGGCAUACCCUGGCAGGAGCACACAGGUCGUGUAGGUGGAUUUGCCAGCUUCGAGCUCAACGUGGCUCAUCACCACGUUUUGAAAUAUGAGAGCUUGUUCUGACUGGUGCUGCUUCCUUCUUCCCUUCAAGGUCAGGUGAGGCCAAAAACAGGUAGAACUGAUAAGGCAGCAUCAGACUCUCCUCCCAGCCUUCAGGGUGGGUCUGCUGGUUCUCCCAUCUGCAGUGCUUCUCAAGCACCUCAGCACCACCAUUACUCAUGUUAGGAGCAGAAGGCUGGAAAGGUCUCCAGCAUUUCAUCUUUUUCAACCUGCUGUGCCUUCACCUCUCUUUAGUGUUUCAUCAAACUUGGCUUGUCAGUAUGCCACUCCAUCUUCUCCCACUUCCUCUCCUUCAAUGAUACCUCUUCCAGUUUUCCAGUGACACUGAAAUAAUACGCGAACAUGCUGUAAGAGAACUCUUCUGAUAAAAUUACUACUUCCGAGGAAAGAAAUGUGUUGUACCAUGAAGGGCAGUGACUGGUCUCGUUCUUGUGCAUGUGCCUCCCAUGGGCCACUUCUUGGGCCCUGCUGUUUUUUCUCUUUUUCCUAACUUUCAGGCCUUCCUGGUCCCACUGUUCCCUUGUGCAGGCAAGAGGCAGCAUGUGAUGUGGCCAGCCCUAUGGCACUGGCUGGUGGGCCCAGCAAAACUGGUGCCUGCUGAGGCCUUCCCUCAGUCAAGAGCCGAUGUCUGCCUUCUCCAGGUACUCACCAGCUUUCAGAUCACGCGGGACCAGAUCCUGCUGUCACGUCUGGUCAGAUAUUGCUAAUAAAUCCAUGAAGAGCUAAGCAGACUGUGUGGCCACGUACCCUUGAUUUUUUUUUUUUCCUGGCAAGUGUCCCAAAUACCUCAUUUUUUUACAGCAUAAACGUGGUAAGGGGUAGUCUCUGGCAUGAGCUGCUCACUAGUUAAUGUGAUGUUACCAUGGGUGAAUGGCCUUGCCCUUGUCCUACCAGUGCAGUCUGUCCUUGAGACGCAGACCUGUUUUUCCCAAGUGGAAGUAACCCAACCAUCAACCCAGAGUGAACCAGUGCUGAAAGGAGACACCUAGUUUGCACAGUGCAACAAAGGCAGCUGUAAAUCAGGUCCCACUGAGGGCAGCAGGAUGUUUCUUAAAGUUUCUUUCCCACCAGAUCACCGUGUCCCAGAACUACUCUUUGCUUCUAGUAAUGCUGUACCAGUUCAGGGUAAGUUCAGUAAUCAGUAGACUGCUACAAAAUAAAUCAGAUCCCUUCAGAUUAAAGAGUUACUCCAGGCUAAAGCAGAGGGGAAGUAAUAACUAUGAAAUCUGCAUUCUAAGUUUGAACUAUUGCAAAAAUCAAAGGCUGGCAGUGAUUAUCAAGAGAAGUAUUUCCCCUCCUCAGUCUUAUUUGAGGCUGUAGGGUGAUGGAUGAGCUGUCAGUAGCAGCUGGAAUUGGAGCAUUGGAAGUAGGCCCUGCCCACAUCCCUGCUACAGGACUUGCUAGGGGUGUUCGGGCAUAUCCUCUACCUGCACAGCAAUUACCUUAGCAGUCAAGCACUCCUACUGAAGCAGCACAUCAAGGACUGAAAUAAAUCCAAAAAUCCAACAGCAAACAAACCCACUGUUGAAAGGAGAAGGUCCCAGCCUGGCUCCUCUGUCCUGCAGGCCACGCAGUCCUAUCCCAACACAAGUAACACUGGAUGUGGCACUAUUCUGACCUUAUGGACAGCCAAUUCAGUCUCCUAACCCAGCAGGAAACCAUCUGCUUUCCAAUUAUCCUUUGCUUCCUAUGGCAUGACUAGGUGUAGUGCAGAUUCAGAUACGCACGCUCAUCAGUGCAACGUAGUAAGACAUAGGAGGAGGGUCCACACAAGCUGUGGCAUGUAACCAGCCUGGUGUGGGGAGGUUGGAAGUGGUGAGUUCUGUGUGCUAAAUGCCUUGUAAUACUUGGUUGGCUUGAAUGCAUGCAUAUACACGAGCCACAGCCUCUUAGAGCUCUCUCACUGUUGUCUAGAAAGUCUUACGUGUUGUGCACUAUGUCUGGAUGCAUUAAUUCCUUGUAGCAGUUAAUGGGCUAUUUCAGAGUUGAACUGUGAUCCAAAAGAUUAAGCACACACACAUCUGACAUCUUGCACAUACACCAUUAGGUGGUUACUGUGUUCCUUAGAGCAUCUUAAGCUCUCCUGAGCAUCACUCAGUCUUUGCUGCUGGUUUGGUCACUGAUGAGCAUUGAUUAUAUGCUGGGUCUUCAUUUAGGCCUCUGGUUCUUGCAGAGAAAGUAAUUUGCUUUGUUUGUUAGGCUGGUCACUGUGCUGGACUGUUCCCAGCUCCUCCAGACAUCAUCUUUGCAUGGAAAAGCUGCUAGCCCCCAGUCACCAUCCAAACUGACUGGAGGUGUCCAAGGACUGUGAAAAAUCCCCUUUCACCAUCUUCCCUGGAACACAGUCCACAUGUAAAUGACAGGAUAUUCAGGUUCCCUUUCGGGAAACCAAACAGUGGUGCAAGCUGCCUUCCCUUCUUCGGUCUUUCACAAUCUCUGCCCUUCUCGACCUCUUCAUCCCCAGGAGCUACUCAGUCCAGCCCCAGCCUUGAGUGAGACCAAGCACAGAGGGAAAGACAUGGAAGGUCUAGUUCACUUUCUUCUCCAUGCUCUCACGUCCACAGCUCUGAGAGCAGCAGGAGCUGGGCUCAGGAACGAGUAGUUUUGUCUGAAAGAGUCUAGCAGAAGGAAAUAGCAGUCAGAAAAGUGUCCAUCACCAAAUCUGUGCAGCUAUUCUGAGCUCAGAGGAGCCUCUUAGCACAGUACAGAGAAGCAGAAGGUGUACAUUGCAAAUGGGGCCAGGAGGUGGACCUGUCUAUUCAGUGACAGCAGCACAAUUGGAGAUCUUAAGCUGGGAGGCUUGAGCUACCCCUGGAUACAACACUACCCACCAGUGACAGGUCUGCAUGGGAGACUGCUGCAGCCUGAUCCCAGGAAUAGCCAGCUACUUAACCGUAAGCUGGAGUAUUUUUCAUUUUAAAUCAAAUCAAAGGCAUCUUAAAUGGAUGGUUUAAGAAUUCUCUCGUGUACCCCUAGUGACUGGUCUGGUGGGGGGAGCCAAGAUACUGUUUCCUCAUUCCUGGGAGUUCACUGCUUGGACUCACCACUCCUUAGCUGGGUUCAGUUAUUUAAGCAGGACAGCCUGGAAGAAUACAUCGUGUGAAGGACAGGGGCUGUGCUGCACACUGUAUGCAACCUUCGGGCACUUGGUGUUUGGCUCGUCUUCAUAGGUGCGGUGACCAUGGCAUCCCAAGGCCAGGUGAUGUUCUGGAGGUAUGGUAUAAUCUGUGUCUGCUUUGGGAGCAAGAAGAGGGAGGGAGCUGCUUCGUCCAGACCGCUUGACUGUAUCACACUGCUGCCGGGAGCUUUCUAGAGAGCAGUUCUUUGCAGCUUGACUCUAUACUGCAUUCACUGAGGCUACUUAUAGACCAGAAUAGCUUCUUUUCUAUGGUCAGUAAGGCAGUGCAUCUGUUGGACACCCACGUGCAGGUCAUCAAUUGCACCUAGAAUGCAGAUAGACAUCCUAGAAACUCUGCAUGGGUGGAAUAUACCAUCUCGAGGUGAAUGCUGCUGUAUAUUGGGGCAGUGAUGGCUUGAGGAAGGCUCUAUGUGCCUGCUCUGGUAGGUCGGGGUAUCCCGGGCCUGAGGAAGGUUCCACGUUCCUGCUGUUGAGCAACCAACAAGCUGUAUCUCUUCACCUCAGGUAUGAGCUCUUCCAAGCUGGAUGAAAGCAGAGGUUCCACUGAGGUGUGUGAGACACCCACACUUGGAUUUAUCCUGUAGGAAAGGCUUCGGCUGCUCAGAGUGUGUGUCCCAUGCAAGCUGAGCAGCAGUUGUGAGCAGGAUGGCCUGUGUGUGAGUGGGAGUGGCCUCUCAAGCACAAGCUGUGCUUCAUCUUUCUCACAUCCCCAUGGCUGGGGCAGCUUGUGAAGUGGAUGGCAACGCACUGUUCACGCAUGGCUUGGGGUGUGGGGUCUCAGUGCUCUCUGCUCUCUCCUCCGUGGGGACCUGUUGGGUAGGGAAGGGCUGUACUCAUGCACCAGGGGCUGCAGCCAGGAGAACUCUGCACUGGGGGAAGAACCUGGGGCUCCUCUCCUUCCACCACAUGGUCUUUUUCCACCACAUGGUUCUUUGAUGAAGAGCGCUCACAGCAGCGCUUGUCACUACCACAGUCCUGCACCUCACCAGGCCACCUCACUUCAGCUCUGUCACUUUCCUGCCUCCACCUCCUUCCUACCAGCAGCUCUGCAGACAUACGUCAGGUGUAACGGAGGUUGGCUGCAUGGUAAUGGCGUUCCUUUUUCCCCAAAUAGCAUGACCACAGUCAUUAUCAUCCUAGCUGCCGUGAUUGCUCUGAUCAUCGGGUUUGGUAUCUCAGGAAAGCGCUCCAUCAACGUCGCCGCCUUCACGUCACCUGGGAACAUUGGCCAGAGCGGCCUCCUGGGCUGCACCUUUGAGCCUGACAUCUGGAUGGGCAGCAUAGUGAUUCGGUGGGCAAAAGUUGGAGUGGCCGGAUUGGUUCAUGAGUUCAGAGAAGGGAAGGACCAGCUGCAAGAGCAAGACGUGGUGUUUCAGGGCCGCACGGUGGUUUUUGCAGACCAGGUGAUCGGUGGAAACGCUUCCCUGGAGCUGAGGGAGGUGCAGCUGUCUGAUGCUGGUACCUACAGGUGCUCCGUCACCACGUCCCGAGGGAGUGGAGCUGCAGUGCUGCGGUACCGGACGGGAGCCUUCAGCACCCCCAGGGUCCAGGUGCAGACCAGUGGCAGCGGGCACACAUUGCACUGCGAAGCGCCGCGGUGGUUCCCUCGGCCUACCGUGCACUGGACGGCAUACAGCGAGGCUGGGAAGUGCCUGCCUCAUGCUGCCAACACCAGCUAUGAGCUGAACUCUGAGAAUAUCACUCUGAAAGUGGUUUCCUUUCUGCACGACACUACAGCCAACGCCACGUACACCUGCGUGAUUGAAAACAGCAUUGCCAAGGCUACAGGGAACAUCAAAGUGACAGAUUUCAACAUCACAAGGGAGACCAGCUUGCACGUGGUGAACCUGAACACGGAGUCAGUGUCUUCCUCCCUUCCAGCCUGUCACUGGAUGCUUCUGCUUCCCAUGUGUCUGCUGUCAAUAUAGAACAUCCGGAAAUGCUGUUGGAUGAGGAGCCAUCUGGCCUUGCAGCGUUACACAAUACCCAGAAGACAGUAUCAACAGCAGAGCAUCCACUGGUGAGCCUAACAAAUCAGCCUCUGCGUGCCUGGACCCACGCCCACAUGCUAGCUGUUAGCACAGGUGGCUUGAAGAAAACGUCCCCUUAAAUGAGAAACUGCACAGCUGUGGCAGCAUGAGAUCAGACGUCACUACCCAUGAAUUUAAAAUCCUUCAGUGCUUCAAUUUCUGUGGCCGUGGUGAGGAUUUCCAGACCUACACUUAAUUCUACCUUCUGUCUUGUCUAAGGCCAAAAGCCACCGUGUUUGUAAGUAACUCUGGCUUUCUAGGCCACAAGGGCACACUGCUGGCAAAUUCCCAACCUGUUGUCCACCAGGACACCCAGGUACUUCUCUGCAGAGCUCCUUUCCAUGAGCUCAGCACCUAACCUCUACUGAUGCAUGCUGUUUUUCCUCCCCAGGUGUAGGACUCUGUAUUUGCCCUUGUUGAACCUCACAAAGAUCCUCUCUGCCUGAUACCUUUGAACAAUUACUAUCCUGGCUAGCUAGAUGAUAUAUUUUCCACUUAAAACUUGAACAGAAGUAUUCCGAGUUUGUCACUACAAUACUAAGGAUGAUUCGAUACUAUUUUAUAUGCUUUUGUGUAAAGUAAAAACAGUAAGUGUCACUUUAUACAACAAUAUUAAUAUACUCUUUCUGUAUUUUUUGCAUCCAUGGAAACUCCAUGGAAAUCCUCCAAAGGUCUUGUUCUGUGGGCAGAGAAGGCAGCUCUCCUUCCCCAGAGUGGUGAAACAGCUUCUAGCUUCCUUCCCACACCCAUUAUUACAAAAGUCAGCAGUGUUUGCUCACCAGGCUGCAGGACUUUGGAGGGCUUCCUGUCUAGGCUGAAAUCCAGCAGAAUUGGGCGACAGAUGAGAGAACUCCUGCAGAGGUUCCUUAGAUAGCAAGCAAUGGGAUCCUCAAGUUCCUCCACACACUGAGGAAGGAAAGGGUGUGUUGUCAGUAUGUGUGUGGAGGGGGGCAGGGAGCCCCUGAAACACCCACAGCAAAGGGAAAUCCAGUCCCACUGAGAGUCACACCCUGCAUGCUGCAGUCCCUGCCAGAAUAACCCACUCACCCCGGUCCCAGUAGCUUCCCCAUACUGAAUGAACAGGCUGCCUCUGCUCUGCACACAGCUUUGCACAGCUUCCCAUUCGAGAAGGCUCAGGCCCAGCAUUGCUGCCACGUGCUGGUUCCUGCACAGCACCAAAGCUUCACCUGUUCCAUCCUCCACCAGCACCCUAUGGAGAGAGCAGGCAGAUGAAGAAGUGGAGGGAGGUCAGGACAACACCCUGCCCCUUCACAAACAUCGCAUCCCAGACAAGUCCCAGUAAAGAGAGGUUUGUCUACAUCUGAGAAGACAUGAGGAAUCUCAACUCCUAUCUUCGCUAUUCUGUCCGCAACCCAAAAUCCAUGAUUUGCCUAUCCCCUCCUGAGUCACACAGUUUGUUCCCUCCUACCCACCUCUUCCCAGUAUCCAGCCUCUACAGUGCUUACCGUGCACUGGCUUGUCUCACUCCACUGUGUGAUGGACAUGGUGGACUGUGUCGGGUGCACCUCCCCUGAAGGAAGAGUAAAGCUACAGCUAUGUAUGGGUGGCUACAAGAGAGAAGGUGAAUGGCCACUGUUUCUUUUAAUUCCCCUAGCUAACUACGCAAAGGAUUAAAGAACUUAACUGUCUUUUCAGUGGGUGCCUUGAGAAAAGUUUUUUAUUGAGAAGGAAAAACACACUGCAAGGUGAUACACCUCAAGAACUGUGCACAGUGCACAGCAGGAUUCUCCCCUGAAAGUCCUUACUCUACUCCUGCUCCUUGCUGCAGACCUGCCUGAUACCAGAUGCAUACUCCUAAUCAGCUGUCAUUUUGAUCCUUUUCCAAUAUGCAAGUCUUUUUCAGACACUAGAAUAAAGGGUUCUAGGAUUAGGAUAGGAACUUAUUUCUUCUACAUGGUAGCAUAAGACAUACGAGUAGAAAGUCUGCAGGCCUCCUGCCAGGUUCUCUCUGGAAGCUUCCAUACCUCUUUGAAGAUGCUGCUGCAGAGAGAGCAAACCCACUGCAGGGAGAGGGUCAACACACAGGACACGUGGCAUAAAAUCCGUGCCUGGGGCAGGGCUUGUAGCUGAUGUUGCAAGUUGGAUAUAAACACCAGAGAAGGGGAUGAGGCUCUUCCUGCACAACUAGAAGAAACAGGACAACGGGAAACUUGGAACAGGAAAAUCCUUCUCAGGACACUGAAAGGUAGGAACAGAACCUGGACUCACCUGGAAGUAAAAAGUUGGUGAGAAGCUGGGAGAGACAGGAUGGUCACACAGCUGGAAGCAACGUAUGCGCAGUAAACGUUAUGGAAUCUGCAAUACGAGAGCAUAAAUGUCAGCAACAGCUCAUAGAAAACAAA
Gallus gallus (chicken) is the source of this 9908-nucleotide messenger RNA. It is a transcript of the gene VTCN1, whose product is annotated as V-set domain containing T cell activation inhibitor 1. The record is from RefSeq and is a predicted model, not a curated record. The transcript has 5 exons. Bases 6451 to 7443 code for a protein of 330 amino acids. Lineage: Eukaryota; Metazoa; Chordata; Aves; Galliformes; Phasianidae.